CGUCAUUCAUUUACUGUACAAAUAAUACAAGGCAGUCCACAUAGAAAGCCUAACAAUCACAUUGUCUGUGCUCACUACCCACAUCAAUCAAUCCAUCAGCUCCACCCCAACGACACACACAAGCGACACACUCAAAACACGGCCUCUCGGCCGGUCUCCACGAACAAGGCCGGCUGCUGCACUACAGAUGUGUCAUUCAUCGCUUGGUGGUGUCUGGUCUGUAUGGGUUGGCCUCCAUGACGUGGGCCCUCUUGUAUCUGCUCAGCACCCUGCUGAAGUCGCCCUGGGCCUCUUCUUGUGCUUGUGCCGUCUCCUCCCUAUCAUGUGCCGCCCUCUUGGCCUCGUACUUUAGAUACCUGCACACCCGAGAGAGGCGCACAUACAGCAAUUCAUCCAUUCAUCAACCGUCCAUCCAGCAGCGGACGGUUGACAGCACUCACUUGAAGUAAUUGAGGUUUGGGUACUUCUGCACCAUGACCUUCAGGAUGGCCUGUGCACGCCGAUCGCGGAGCGUCAUGUACCGCUCCGUCAACUUAUCGGCCAAAUACUGAUGGAUACAUUGACGACACACACACACACACACACACACAUCGGCUCCUCCCUCGUGUGGCUGGCGGCUGGCUUAUCCAUCUCAUCCAUCUGACCACCGACCUGCAGUGGGUCCAUGACGGGCAUCAUCUCUGCUGGCGUGGGUUUCCAGUCGUAUGGCAGGACGGCCAUCUGGCGGGCCUGCACGAUGCUCCCGAAGAUCGUCCGCUGCUGGCGACGGGUGGCGUGUGUGAUGCGCCGCGGCAAGAUGAACCCAUUCUCAGACACAAAGUGAUGCAGCACGUCCACAUCCCUCCAAGUCAGAUAUCUGCCGUGGUUGCGCAGGAUGCGCCUCAUGACGGGUGGAGGGUCCCAGAACUGCUCGUCGGUCUUGUGUGGGGUGGGGAAGGGGUCCACUGGCGGGCGGCCGCGGUUCCUCUCGGCACUGUAGGGGUCGUACAUGCGGUACUGACGCAUCAAACUCCGCCGGAUGGCAAUCCGCUGACGACGCGCCUCGGCCGCACCGACCUGUUGACACCACACCACACAUGGACACACACACAUAAAUGGAUAGUCGGCCCGCAUUCUCCGUCCGUUCUGCCCCAUUUACGUACCAUUCUGGCAUAGUCGUUGAACUCAGCGGCGACCUGCUCCUUUAGGUCGUCAUUCUUGUGGAAGGGGUUCCAGUAGGGGUCGAUGUAGUGGUUCUGGUGCUCCAGCCGGGGCGCCACCUCCCUCUCAGGGUCCACUCGCUGGAAGAUCUUGCGGGUGAUGUCCAGCUCCUCCAUCGUCAGCUUGUUGAUGGUGGGCGAGGGGCGCGUGUCGACGUCAGGGUCGUGCUGCAGCCGAUGCCGCCGAAUGCUGUCCAGGCACUCCUUGAACAGCGCAUCAGCAGAGCCGAAGGGGCUCACCUUCUCCUCUUGCACACCGCCGCUCGGCUGUCGCUUCAGGUCUUCGAAGAGCUCAUUGAAGGUGGGAGAGGCGCCCUCACCACCGCCCUUGCUCGCAUCACCCUCCCUCGCUGCGCCACCGGCCGCUGCGGCAUCUUGCUGUCCUUUUCGCACAGGAUCUUUCGCUGCUGUUUCCAUUGACUUGCCAGGCUCCACCACUCGCCUGCUCUGUGCCGUGGAAGACGGCCUCGAUGGUCUUGAUGACGAGAAAAGGCGUGCGGAGAGAUGGCGCGCCGCUGGAAAGCCCGGGAUGAGUGAACGAGCGGGAAAUGUCAUGGGACACGGGGAAAGUGAGGCAGAUAGAAACC
Molecule: messenger RNA, 1786 nt
Organism: Vitrella brassicaformis
Lineage: Eukaryota; Vitrellaceae
Source: the annotation of a GenBank genome assembly